Molecule: messenger RNA, 3498 nt
Organism: Laetiporus sulphureus 93-53
Lineage: Eukaryota; Fungi; Basidiomycota; Agaricomycetes; Polyporales; Laetiporaceae
Exons: 3
Coding region: 339-3254 (971 amino acids)
Source: RefSeq, a predicted model, not a curated record
GCAGUGAGGAGGGAGACCGGAAGAGGCGGGACCGAGCCGUGAUUGGUCAGCUUUCGUGGCCGCUCGCAUAGGCGCCCACUGUGGCUUUGCGCGUCGUUUUCCGCUUGAAUAAUCCUGUCCUUUUCUCGACCGUUUCUCGUCAUUUUCCGCCUUUUUGUCGCCACCGCUGUCCGCGACAUCCACCACCAUCGCUCGCAGGGGACGCACCGCGCAGUCCCCCAGCAACAGUGUCGGCCUCCCACUCCAUACAUAAGUCCGUCCCUGCACCGCCGACAGGCACCCUAGCCCGCAACGGCCGCCAUUCAGACCGGAGGCGUGCCCUCCUUUCCGCCCUCUCCAUGGUCCUGGGUGGGCUCAGCGCCAUGCUCUAUGGCGGGCAUCCUAGUCUCUCCGUAGGCAUGUUCCUCCGCAAGGUCGACAUGCGCACUGUCUUCUUCGCCACAAUCUUUGUCAUUGUUGUUCUCGUCUUGGCCUACCUCACCAACCCUUCGGAGACGUCCUUCCGCGCAUACCUUACCGAGCAAUCUUUCCGCCAGCAUCUUACUCGCCUCGACGACACCUCCCAGGACGAUCUCGCAGACCCCAAGCGCACCGGUUUACUCUACACCGUCUCCCGUCGAUUGCCAUCCGUCGCUCCCAAGCCCGGCCGCGACUACGACACGCAUUCGCCGUUCCACUUCGUCAAUCGCGCUUCGAUCUCGCUACGCACACCGAAGCAUGUCUUCCACAGCCUCGGCAUCUGCACCAUCGCCGCCGUAUAUCCCAACGGACCACCGCCAUCUCGUGGUAUGCGCAUAGAGGGCUUGCCCUCGACCGUCAACGACUCGUGGUUCAUUGGUGCUUUUGGCAGGUGGUGGCGUGGCGGGACUUUACACGCGUGGUGUCACGAUGCGAUCACUAACGCGAAAGACGCAGAGCGGCUCAACUCAGGUAUACUCGAUGUCAAGGCACUCGACAGUCUGGAGAGCUAUGACGGAUUACCAUUCACGACGUCAUCUACAUCGACUUCAUUGCAUUUACCUAACACGGAUUCGACAUCAAAGCUCAGGGGCACAGAGCGCUCGACGCAACGAACGGUAAGCAACUCGACGCGGAGCACCACUCCGCCACCGUUGCCCAAGUCCGCCUCCCUACCCUUGCACGCGCCGCGGCACUCCACGACACCUUCCAGACGCGACCGCAGUUGUAGCUCACGGCAAAACCACAACCCAGCACAGCCUUCCACCUGCGUCGCCACCGACUCACUCCGGCUCAGCCCCUCUCCCAGCCUGACAUACUCGCCCUCGUCCACUUCGCUCUUCGACCAGUCUCCCGUGAUCGCCGAGAUCCUGCGGCAGAUCACCCACUCCAAGACAGCGGUACUCGACGUGCACACGCAGCUUUCGGACGUGCGCGCGGCCGCGGCAGCGUCGCACGCGACGAUUCAGGGUGACCUUGAUGCGCAGCGCGAGCGCAAGCGCACCGAAGAUGCGGCACGUGCUGAGCUCAAGAGCCGCACGAAGACACUCGACGACGAGAAGCGUGCCGCAGAGGGCGGGCGGCGCGAUGCAGAGAAGCGGCUGCGUGCAGCAGAGGGCGCACGGGACAGCGCGAGCCGAAGGGUCGAGCGGCUCGACAAGGAGAUCGGGGCGCUGAGAGAGCGGAUGCGGGAGGAUGAGAUGGCAGCUGCAAGGGCAAAGGACGAUGGCGGGUGUGCAAAGAGGGAGAUAGCAGAGGAGGUUGCGGCUAAGAGGAAAGAGAUCAAAGUUGCAGAAGAUGUGAUUGUGGCAUUGACCGCGCGUGCUAAGGAGCUGGAGGAGAAGAUUGGGCAGGAAGAGGAGCGGUUAAGAGGUGCGCGGGAGCAGGCGGAGCUCAGGAAACAGGACAGGUCAUUCUUCCCGCUGCAUGUGGCUCCUGCUGUUGAGGAGGCUGCGCAGGCUCCCUGGUCACCUAUUACCGGCUUCAGCUCGUUGCAAGAACAGGAUACACACGCACAGAUCAACACUGAUUUCUCUGCUGGUAUUGAAAUAUUCUCGCAAUCCACUCAGGUUUCGCCUCGGCUACUUCAGGCUUCGAAUCGUGCACCGGAUGCGCUUGUAUCGCAGCAGCAUUUGGCAGUCUCUCCACGGCCAAAGACGCUCUCCCUCAGCGGUAUCUCCAACUUCCGCGACCGCUUUCGGUCCAGCACCGGCGGCCAAGCUAACGGAGACGUCUUGCUGCCCACCAAUGGCUUCUCGCUUCUCGAUGACAAGGCUUCGAGCUCGCUGUCCUCCGGACCGUCACACGCUACACGUUUCUCGCCCUUCGCAGACAAUGACCACGAUUUGCUUUUCGGCGGGGAUGCGAUCUCGCCCCGCAGCACGUCGCUCAUCCCGUCAAGCCUUAUCAGCUCGCUCGAGCGCGGUGCGAGCAUGGACGACAUUGCAGAACUAGGUUCGGGAUCCAGCGCGCUUCACACAGAGGAGGACGACGUGCUCGAGCCCAACUGGCGCGCACGCACGGAUUACGUCCACUCGAGCCCGACGAGCAUCACGAAUCCUUCGUUCGACGGCAUCGAUCAGGAGGAUCCCUUCGAGAUCCGCCCGCCGCCUCUCGUGGCGCGCCGUCGACUGACUGGCGACUCGCUCGAGGCCCCGCGCCCGCUCAUGCCCACCGCGGGGCGCACGAUCUCCGACCCGCAGCACGUACCGCAGGUGAACGAGCAGGAGGCGGAAAAUAAGGCGAGCGCGGCGCAUCGGCGGUGGCACUCUGUGGGUCCGAAGGAAAAGGACAGAGAAAAGAAGGGUCUGAACCCCGAGGCGGAGGUCUUCCGCCUGAACAAGACUUCACUGCCUACGCUCUCUCACCCGCCCUCACUCGGGCUCUUCAAAUCCAAACCCAAGAAUGCGGUGUCCGCCGUGUUUGACUUACCUGGUAAUGCCCCGUCGCUCGCCUCCCAGCCCGACUCGCUCUUCUCGUCCUUCUCGAUGCACCGUGCGUUCGCGCCUUCACCGGCAGAGCGAGAGGCACUGCAGCGCGCGUUGGGGAGCUCGUCGAACACCAGCCUCGAGCGCCUGCCGACCCUCAGCGAGGUCUCUCUUGCGAGCAUGCCAUCGUCACCGUCACAUGUCCAUGCAAUUGCUGCGCAGCGCACGUCGCCGGGUGCGGGGUCGAGCAGGACACUGUUGCCACCGGGGUUGUCGUGGCUGCAGUCGCUGCCGCGGAUGAGGAAGCCUGCCUUCAGCCCGUGGGAAGACGAGGUCGGGGAGGCAAAGGGCGGCAAGCGUAGCCAGUGAAGCGCGAACGCGGCCUCAUAAUUAUUAAUGUGAUCGAGAGUGUAAAUGUCUGUGCCAAUAUUUGCAGGGGAGAGGUAGAGGGCGGCAAGGGGGGAAAGCAUGUGUACGGCAAGCCGAAGAGCCCGCCUCGCGGGAUAUAAGUAACAAUGUACUCGAGAUUUGAAAUCGCAGUGCGCAGAACUUCGACGGUUAUAAGCGUUUCCAUUAAUGGUGUGAAGCUGAGUGGGCGAGGCUGCGCCGCUGA